AUGUGGCAUAAGAAUGGGCGUGGUAGGGACGUGACAUUUCUUAUAUUCAAAUCAAAAUGGUUUGAUGCGAGAACUGUUAGUGUUAGGUGGCCACUGGUCGUAGCUUGGUCAGCUGCAAGGAUUUGGUAUUUUGUUCGUUGUGGAUUUCAAGAAAAACAGCAGAAAGAAGUGGACGAUAGAGAGAUCGGAGCAAUGGUCCUGGGUGGUCUUAUGAAGGGCGAGCCGCUGGUGGCGAAGCUGGCGGCAGCGGCCAAGUACGGCGUCCUUCCGGCAGCCAUGAUCGCCGCCCUCGUUUACUCCCCGCCCGAUUUUGUUUCGACCAAAAAACCGGCUAAUUCAGGAUCCUAA
Molecule: messenger RNA, 348 nt
Organism: Striga asiatica
Lineage: Eukaryota; Viridiplantae; Streptophyta; Magnoliopsida; Lamiales; Orobanchaceae
Source: the annotation of a GenBank genome assembly